GGGGAAAAGACUAUUCAGGCCAAGCUCUCAAAAUAUGUCAAACCUGUGUCGAUGAACCUGAGCUCGUCAAUGCCACAAAGCGAGAGGGAAAUCAUGAGGAGAAAUGUCAAAAUAACCAUCCCCGAUACAUCGUUGAAGUACCUAGAGUGUAAA
Messenger RNA from Acaulospora colombiana, 153 nucleotides. The record is from the annotation of a GenBank genome assembly. Lineage: Eukaryota; Fungi; Glomeromycota; Glomeromycetes; Diversisporales; Acaulosporaceae.